CUUCCCGGAAGAAUGAUGGCCGCGGCCUAAGCGGUGGCCCGUGGGAGGCGUCGCGGGCGCUCGGGUCGCGCUCGGCGGAUCCUGGGUGCGGCGAGGGAGGCCGCUCCUGGCCACACUCGCAGGCCAUCCUGCAGCGCAGACCCCGGCAGCCAUGACCUCCAGGCAGGCUCCCCUCUGCGGCCUGGCCCCUCGCUGCCUCUGGCUCCUGGGGGCUGUCCUUCUGAUGGACGCGUCCGCCCGGCCCGCCAACCACUCGUCCGCUCGGGAGAGAGCGGGUAACAAGGAGGAAAACGAGAUCCUGCCUCCGGACCACCUGAACGGGGUGAAGCUGGAGAUGGACGGGCACCUCAACAAGGAUUUCCACCAGGAGGUCUUCCUGGGCAAGGACACGGACGGCUUUGAGGAGGACGCGGAGCCCCGGCGGAGCCGGAGGAAGCUGAUGGUCAUCUUCUCCAAGGUGGAUUUGAACACCGACAGAAGGAUCAGUGCCCAGGAGAUGCAGCACUGGAUCAUGGAGAAGACGGCCGAGCACUUCCAGGAGGCCAUCGCGGAGAGCAGGGCGCACUUCCGCGCCGUGGACCCCGACGGUGACGGCCGUGUGUCGUGGGACGAGUACAAGGUGAAGUUUUUGGCGAGCAAAGGCCACGAUGAGAGAGAGGUUGCUGAUAAGAUAAAGAAUAAGUGGGACCUGAACGUCGACGAAGAGACACAGGAAGUCCUGGAGAACCUGAAAGACCGCUGGUAUCAGGCGGACAACCCGCCCCCGGACCUGCUGCUGACGGAGAGCGAGUUCCUGUCGUUCCUGCACCCCGAGCACAGCCGCGGCAUGCUGCAGUUCAUGGUCAAGGAGAUCAUCCGGGACCUGGACCAGGACGGUGACAAGAAGCUCUCGCUGUCCGAGUUCAUCUCUCUGCCCGUGGGCACCGUGGAGAACCAGCAGGGCCAGGACGUGGACGACGGCUGGGUGCGAGACAGGAAGAGAGAGUUCGAGGAGCUGAUCGAUGCCAACCGCGAUGGGAUUGUGACCGCGGCGGAGCUGGAGGACUACAUGGACCCCAUGAACGAGUUCAGCGCCCUCAACGAGGCCAAGCAGAUGAUCGCCAUUGCCGACGAGAACCAGAACCACUGCCUGGAGCCCGAGGAGGUGCUCAAGUACAGCGAGUUCUUCACGGGCAGCAAGCUGGUGGACUACGCCCGCAGCGUGCACGAGGAGUUCUGAGCCGCGGCCGUGCCCGCCCCGUCCCCCAGCCCCGCCCCGGUCCCUCCUGCGGCGCCUCGCAGGCUGGCUGUGCUUCGAUUCCCGCGCACUCGCCGCAUCCUGCUUCUGAGAGCUGGGAGCCCUUCUGCCGAAGGCACUGACCACAUCAGGGCCUGCGGGCUCGCCACACUGUGGGAAAUAACGCAGCUCCUGCCCGUUUCCUUGAAAACUGAAAGAUGAAGGCUUUGCUGGAAACCAGCAGCCGGCGGCUGGGGGGUCGGGAAGGGGCCCUGAGACCGUGGCGUUCAGUCUCCGAGGAAACGCUAAUACUGGUGACAGGAAUCACAUUAAUUUACUUUAAAAUAUA
Molecule: messenger RNA, 1565 nt
Organism: Mesoplodon densirostris (Blainville's beaked whale)
Lineage: Eukaryota; Metazoa; Chordata; Mammalia; Artiodactyla; Ziphiidae
Gene: SDF4
Product: stromal cell derived factor 4
Exons: 7
Coding region: 152-1219 (355 amino acids)
Biological process (GO): calcium-ion regulated exocytosis
Cellular component (GO): endoplasmic reticulum
Molecular function (GO): calcium ion binding
Source: RefSeq, a predicted model, not a curated record